GUUUCAGGGGAAGUCAAGCCUCUCUACUGCUUCUUUUUAUAACCUUUAAGUUAAUUCAGAGCCCAGAUAAGCCUUGAUCUGAGGAUGAUAUAACCGCCACAAGCAACAUGGGAACUUCUAGAGAAAACAAGAAGAAGACUUCAAAAAACAUGCUGUGAUGUCUCCCAGUGGAGACAGGGCACGAGGUGCAGGGAAGAGGAGGUGGCCUGAGCCAGGACGAUGAGGAUGCAAUGUUGAAGAAUAAGCUGGAAAAGAGAAGUAACCGGCACUAUGGAAAAAACCAAAACAAAGCAAGGAGAGAAUGAACAUAUGCCGGUAAAUAAUCCUUCCACGCAGAUUUACCAGUUGCAGGCCCUAGCCUCCGAACUCAAAACUGGUUUCACAGAAGCAAUGCAAGAACUGUCAAGAAUUCAACAUGGAGAAUAUGCUUUGGAAGAAAAGGUUAAGAGCUGCAGAUGUUCCAUGGAAGAAAAAGUUACUGAGAUGAAGAAUUCAUUAAACUAUUUCAAGGAAGAGCUGAGCAAUGCCAUGUCGAUGAUCCAAGCCAUCACUUCCAAACAAGAAGAAAUGCAACAGAAAAUCGAACAGCUUCAACAGGAGAAGCGAAGAGAAUCUCGAAAAGUUAAAGCCAAAAAAACUCAAAAAGAAGAGCACAGCUCACAGGCCGGGCCUGCCCAAGCACAAGGAAGUCCUUUUCGUUCUAUCAAUAUCCCUGAGCCUGUUCUUCCAAGCGAAGACUUUACCAACCUUUUGCCUUCUCAGGCCUACGAAAAAGCCCAAGAGUCCAGAUCUGUUCAUGUAGGAGACAGUAAUAUAAAGGGAAUGAUGGGUCCUGGAGUGAACCCAACAACUCCAGAAGCAGAAGAAAACCUCAAGUCUUGCCUCUCAGCUGAUAUCCAGUCCAAGGGCCAUCUCCCAUCUGGCAUGUGGAGGCAGCCUAAGGAUGGUAAAGAAUGGGGUGAAGAAUACGUCACAAAAGACCACCCAGAUAAACACAAGGAGGCUGGCCAGGGUAGACACAGCUCCUUGGAAAACGUUUUAUGUGAAACCUCUUUAGCUGCUAAAAGACAGACUGUGGCCCUGGAACUGCUUGAAUCUGAAAGAAAAUAUGUCAUUAACAUCUCUCUGAUCUUGAAGAUAAAAGCCACAUUCCAGGGGUCAGAUGGAAAGAGGAAUUCCAAAGAGAGAAGCCUCUUCCCUGGCUCUUUACGGUACCUCGUCCAGCAGCACCUGGAUCUGCUUCACGCACUGCAGGAAAGGGUCCUGAAGUGGCCACGCCAAGGCGUUCUCGGAGAUUUAUUCCUUAAGUUAACAAAUGAUGAGAAUAAUUUCUUGGAUUAUUAUGUUGCCUACCUAAGGGACCUGCCUGAGUGCAUCUCAUUGGUUCAUGUUGUAGUCCUGAAAGAGGGUGAUGAAGAGAUUAAAUCUGACAUCUACACGUUGUUUUUUCACAUAGUCCAGCGCAUCCCUGAAUAUCUGAUACAUCUGCAGAACGUCCUGAAGUUCACAGAGCAGGAGCACCCUGACUAUUAUCUACUACUGGUGUGUGUCCAGCGCCUCCGAGUAUUUAUCUCACACUACACCCUGCUGUUUCAAUGCAAUGAAGAUUUGCUUAUUCAGAAACGGAAAAAGCUCAAGAAGUCAUCCAUGGCGAAGCUGUACAAAGGGCUGGCUUCUCAGUGUGCCAAUGCUGGGCAAGAUGCUUCCCCCACUGCAGGUCCUGAGGCUGUCCGUGACACUGUGAUCCACUCAGAAGAGUUGCUGCAACCCUACCCUUCUGCUCCCAGUUCUGGCCCUGCCGUCACACAUCUGAUGCCCCCAGUGAAGAAAAGCCAACAGCAGCAAAGCCUGAUGGAGAGCAUGCAGCCCGGGAAGCCCAGUGACUGGGAGCUGGAGGGCAGGAAGCACGAGCGGCCCGAGAGCCUUCUGGCACCGACGCAGUUCUGCGCGGCCGAGCAGGACGUGAAGGCGCUGGCCGGGCCCCUGCAGGCCAUUCCGGAGAUGGACUUCGAGCCCUCUCCGGCGGAGCCGCUGGGCAACGUGGAGCGCUCCCUGCGCGCCCCGGCCGAGCUCCUGCCCGAUGCCCGCGGCUUCGUGCCCGCGGCCUACGAAGAGUUCGAGUACGGCGGCGAGAUCUUCGCGCUGCCCGCGCCCUACGACGAGGAGCCGUUCCAGGCUCCGGCCCUCUUCGAGAACUGCUCGCCCGCCUCCUCCGAGUCCAGCCUGGACAUCUGCUUCCUGCGGCCCGUCAGCUUCGCCAUGGAGGCCGAGCGGCCGGAGCACCCGCUGCAGCCGCUGCCCAAGAGCGCUACGUCGCCGGCGGGCAGCAGCAGCGCCUACAAGCUGGAGGCGGCGGCGCAGGCGCACGGCAAGGCCAAGCCGCUGAGCCGCUCUCUCAAAGAGUUCCCCCGUGCGCCGCCAGCCGACGGCGUGGCCCCGCGCCUCUACAGCACGCGCAGCAGCAGCGGCGGCCGCGCGCCCAUCAAGGCCGAGCGCGCCGCGCAGCCGCACGGCCCGGCCGCCGCCGCCGUCGCCGCCCGCGGCGCACCCAGGACCUUCUUCCCCCAACAGAGGUCCCAAAGCGAAAAACAGACCUAUUUGGAAGUAAGGAGGGAGAUGCAUUUAGAAGAUGCUACCAGAUUCUGUCCCAAAGAAGAAAGAGAAAGUGAACAAACAUCUUUCAGCGAUCAAAAUCCCAGGCAAGACCAGAAGGGGGGCUUUCGCAGCUCCUUCCGCAAGCUCUUUAAAAAGAAAAAUGGGAACGCAACUGGUGAAGAUUUCUGUGGUCCUUGGGGCUGGUGGUGACAUCAAAGCUUUCCUAUUUUCAGGGACUUCUGACAUGAGAAAACUGGAGAAGGUGCAGAGCUGGAAUGGAUUACCCAAGUGGCUUAACCAAGAUAAAGGAAGAAUGCACCCUCGACUGGGGACUCAAAUGGACUGAUCUGAGUUGUUGACUAUUGAUUGGCUUUGGUCUCUUUGUGGUGGUUGAGAUUAUAGUAUCUCUGCAAUCUGAUUACUGUACGAAUUUCUGCAUUCUACCAAAUGUAGCAUAUAUGUGUGGUUGGCUUCAAUAAAUCUUUCAUUUAAAAAUGAAAACAAGCAAAAGCAAGAGUUUGUAAUGUAAUGCCAAAUUCAGUGAAGGUCCUUGAUAACCUUGGUUGAGAACCAUGAUUUCCAUCCAUUUUAAUUUAAGGUCCUUGGUAAUUUGUGGAGUUGUUACUUCAUUGAAUCAAAAACAGGAUUUCUUGAAUUUUCUGAGCUUUUGUUCCCCUAUUAUGAUGUUAUUACACAAUAUCUUACACUGACAUAUACAAUUGUCACAAUUGUCCCCAUAAAGCAUUAGAAAGAUAUUCUCUUUAUGUUCAAUGCAAAUCUUAGAUACACAUGUCCUAAGUCAUGAAACUCAGGGGAGUAAAAACUAUUCCAGUUCUAGGAAGCAACUGUUUUACAAAUGCAAAACAAUUGGGAUAGAUAAAAAUAUUUGAAAACAAUUAAAACCAAAUCAACCUGUACUUUAUCUGUGUGCUGAGAUUUUAGGUCCAGUGGAUCAGAAUACAGGGAAAAAACUAAUGAGAAUCCCUCAAUGGAUCCUUCACCCACCAAACAAGAUUUCUUCAGAAACCGACUUGCUCUUGCAAAUGACCUUGACCAAGGAACAGCUGUGUAAAACAUACUUAAAGUUGUAUUGUCAAGUGGUAAGAUGAGGAUAAAAAGCUUGUAUAUAUCUGUGUAGGAAUAUAUAUAUAUCUAUAUAUAUCUAUAUAUAUAUCGAUGUAUAAAUCCCUGAGGAAAACUAAUAUAAAUACUUACAUAUGAAACUAAAUCAACAUACAAGACAUUGAAGAGAUGAAGAUUAGUUUCUGGUUAAGAUCUGGCUUUUUGAACCUCAACACUGGGGAAAAGGGAAAUGAAGACUUUUCACAUCAUUACAGAAAAACACAAUAAAUUUGGAGGAAAAUAAAUGUUUGUAAGAAUGAAAACUUCCAACUUGAAGUCAUUCCCCGAGUAUAAUAUUGAGCAUGUUCAUAUUUAACAUGGAUGUGAAUUUUAUGCUUCCUAGGCAUUUAUUAACUCAUCCAGUGUUCUUAGACUAAUAUACACUAUGUUAGGGGCCAGUUCUGUCUUGCUUCAUGUCUUCCAAAAACCCCAAGGCAAUAUCUAACAUCCCUUAAGGCAAAGGAUUAAUUAACAGAACUGUAUUUUAUAUGUUGCAUAUCUGAGUUAUGGAGAAUUUGUGCUUAAACCAUGAUUCAGAAGGUUCAAAGCUUAAAAACACAUUGAUCUCCAAACUUGUUCUGUGGUUAUGGAAAUCAGUAAAGGGAACAAGGAUUUCUGUAGAAACUGGGGAGAGAGGAAGGCAAAGAAACAUUUUCCCUUGUGUGGGUUGAGCUGAGGAUGGAAACAGUCCAGUCUGUGUUUUAUUGAGUACUCAGUAUUCAAGACCCACUAGUGAUCUUGAGUGUCACACACACUCACGACCAGAUGGACUAGGAAAAAAGCAGUGAUUUAGCCACAUCUUGUUAAAAAGACUUUCUGCAGCCUGAAAAGAAGGUGGCAAUAGCACCAAAACUUCAAUGGUUCACACACAGCAGUUGCUACAAACAGCAGGUCAAAGUGAAAAUUCAGGAUUGCAGUACUUGACUGUUUUCCUAUUUUGUAAAGAAACCAAGCUCUUACAGCUCAGAUAGAGGAAUCAAAUUGCAGCGAGGCCUGCCUGGCUCUGGGGUGAUAAAAUGUGCUCUGUUUCCACAUGGAUAUGUCCAAGAUGGUCAGCAUCCUUGAUAUGCCCCAAACAUCAGAUUUAUAAUAGAAAAAAAAUUGGGUUUAAACAAUUUGUCUUUAUUCCCAGGCAGUUCCCCAUAGUAAAUUAGGGGUAUUUGGUUUCUGUUCAUUCAAAAUCUUGGUACUCAAACUGGUGUCUUCAGAAGCUGUUCCUCUAUUGAAGCGUUUGUUGAUAAAAUAGGCAAAGGUUCACAUGUAAGUGUUCCAAGUUUUCUUCUCCUUGUCUGAUGACAAAUUAGGAACUCACCUACUGCGUUUUGAAUAGUAGUUGUCUGGAACACAUAAAGGAUCACUGCCAAGUUUUUUGAGUUUCCAGUAUUUAAGUUUAAGCCAAGAUUUUUGUUUCCCAGAAGUUAAUGAAUUCAUUUGAAAUUAGAUUUUUCUCUUAUUAUCUGGCCAGCAGUCCUUGCAAGCACAAUGCCAAAUCGACUGGACAUGGAAAGUCAAAUACUACAGAAGUCACAAUCUGUUAAAUAAAAUGUUAACACAAUAAAAUUCCUUUCCCUUUCAUCUUCUGUUUAUCACUAAAAUUGAUCAGUUACUAGAAAGGUUUAAAAACUAUCACACACCUUACCAAUUUUAUUUUGGCAGCAUCCUCUGAAAAAUCUUGAUGCUACAUCUGUAGUGUAACUCCAAAAUAAUUGAGUUGUAUUUUAUGAAACUAGCUUAUGAAACUAGUAAUAAUUAACGCUGCUACUUACUUACUCUCCACGUGAGUUCCCAUCACUUGAUACCUGGAGUUUUCCUGAGGUUUCUAACUGUCUCCAAGUACUCUUUGCUCCCAUCUAUCCUGCAUGUCUCUUAACACAGUAUUCCCAAAUAUUGCUUUAUGUGAAACUCUUCUGUUUUUACUUGUCUGCAGUGAAAUUCCAAACUUCUUGAUGUGACAUCCAAGGCUUGCUCUCUCCAGUAAGGCUUUCUUUCUUUCUGGCUACCAUCUCAUAUUUUUCAGAGUCCUAGGUGGACUGACUUACCUCAAGUAAACUGGGUUUUUACCGUUUCCCAGUCAGCCGUGCACCUUGCCCAGGCUCACUCUUGCUUCAUGCCCUUU
This is a messenger RNA of Pongo pygmaeus (Bornean orangutan), 5833 nucleotides long. RefSeq names its product Rho guanine nucleotide exchange factor 33 (gene ARHGEF33). The record is from RefSeq and is a predicted model, not a curated record. NCBI's taxonomy places the organism in Eukaryota, Metazoa, Chordata, Mammalia, Primates, Hominidae. Bases 271 to 2805 code for a protein of 844 amino acids. The transcript has 19 exons. Gene Ontology annotation, molecular function: guanyl-nucleotide exchange factor activity.